Mesoplodon densirostris (Blainville's beaked whale) is the source of this 6536-nucleotide messenger RNA. RefSeq lists its product as uncharacterized. NCBI's taxonomy places the organism in Eukaryota, Metazoa, Chordata, Mammalia, Artiodactyla, Ziphiidae. Gene Ontology annotation, biological process: negative regulation of transcription by RNA polymerase II. The coding region runs from base 211 to 4740 and encodes 1509 amino acids. The transcript has 10 exons. The record is from RefSeq and is a predicted model, not a curated record. Gene Ontology annotation, molecular function: DNA-binding transcription repressor activity, RNA polymerase II-specific.
GGGAUAGCUGUUCUGUGGCCGCUUCUAGUGCGCCUCUUCGCAAAUGAGCAGAAAGGAGGCUAGGGCUCCCCUCCGCGCAUUUGAGCGAGCGGUGAGCCUCCGCGCGAUCGGCCACCCAGCCCAGGGCAGGGAACGGGUGGUGGUCGGCUGAGCCCGCGGUACCCGCUUCUGUCGCCGUCUCUACGGGCCCCGCUCUCUCCUCAGGGUCCCAUGAUGGCGGCGGCGUGGAUGGACCCGACGCGGGUGUCUGUGACCUUCGAUGACGUGGCCGUGACUUUUACCCAGGAGGAGUGGGGGCAGCUGGACCCGGCUCAGAGGACCCUGUACCAGGAGGUGAUGCUAGAAAACUGUGGGCUCCUGGUGUCUCUGGGGUGUCCUGUUCCCAGAUCUGAGCUGAUCUACCAGCUGGAGCAGGGGCAGGAGCUGUGGACGGUGAAGAAAGACUUUUCCGGAAGCACCUGUCCAGGUGACAAAGGAAAGCCCAAGACCACAGAACCUACCACUUGUGAGCCAGCCCUGUCUGAGGGAGUCUCACUCCAGCAACAACUAAUACAAAGAGUUUCAGAGGACUCCCAUUUGGGCCAAAUCAACGAUCAGGAAGGGUCACUGGAAAUGCAAGAAGGACACUUGAGACCAGAGAUAGAACCCCAGAAGGGGAAGCUCCCUGGGAAACCAAGCUCUGAAUAUGGCAGCUUAGGGACAGCUGGUGGUGUGUGUUCAAGGAUUGUAGAGGAGCCGGUCCCUCCAGGAGGUGCUGUCCAUGACCAUUACUUAUGUGGAUCUGGUAAUGAUCUCAUGAUUCAGGAAGAGGAAAGUAUCUUUAAGUGCAACGACUGUGGGAAAAUUUUUAAUAAGAAACGCCUCCUUGCUCGACAUGAGAGGAUUCACUCUGGCGUGAAGCCCUAUGAAUGCACAGAGUGUGGGAAAACCUUUAGUAAGAGCACUUAUCUCCUUCAACACCACAUGGUCCACACCGGGGAGAAGCCCUAUAAGUGCAUGGAGUGUGGCAAGGCCUUCAACCGCAAGUCACACCUUACACAGCACCAGCGGAUUCACAGUGGAGAAAAGCCUUAUAAAUGCAAUGAAUGUGGAAAGGCCUUCACCCACCGCUCCACUUUUGUUUUGCAUAACAGGAGCCACACUGGAGAAAAACCCUUUGUGUGCAAAGAAUGUGGAAAAGCCUUCCGAGAUAGGCCAGGUUUCAUUCGACACUACAUUAUCCACAGUGGUGAGAAUCCGUAUGAGUGCUAUGAAUGUGGCAAGGUCUUUAAACACAGGUCAUACCUCAUGUGGCACCAGCAGACUCACACUGGGGAGAAGCCCUACGAGUGCAGUGAAUGUGGGAAAGCCUUCUGUGAGAGUGCAGCCCUCAUUCACCACUAUGUCAUCCACACUGGGGAGAAGCCCUUUGAGUGCCUCGAGUGCGGGAAGGCCUUCAACCACAGGUCAUACCUCAAGAGGCACCAGCGGAUUCACACUGGGGAGAAGCCCUACGUGUGCACUGAAUGUGGAAAGGCCUUCACCCACUGCUCCACUUUUAUCUUGCAUAAACGGGCCCACACUGGAGAGAAGCCUUUUGAGUGCAAAGAAUGUGGGAAAGCCUUUAGCAAUCGGGCAGACCUCAUUCGGCACUUCAGCAUUCACACUGGAGAGAAGCCCUACGAGUGCAUGGAGUGUGGGAAGGCCUUUAACCGCAGGUCAGGCCUUACCAGGCACCAGCGAAUUCACAGUGGAGAGAAGCCCUAUGAAUGCCUCGAGUGUGGGAAGUCCUUUUGCUGGAGCACAAACCUCAUUCGACACUCCAUCAUCCACACUGGAGAGAAGCCCUAUGAGUGCAGUGAGUGUGGAAAGGCCUUCAGUCGCAGCUCAUCCCUCACUCAGCAUCAGAGGGUUCAUACUGGGAGAAACCGUGUCAGUGUGACAGAUGUGGGAAGAACCUUCACAAGUGGGCAGUCCUCAGUCAAUCUUCAAGAACUCCUAUUGGGGAAAGACUUUUUGCAUGUAACCACUGAGGAAAAUCUUUUGCCAGAGGAAACAUCUUACUCAGAAUCUGAUCAUUCAUACCAAAGAGAAACCCCACAAUUUUCUUCCCUGGGGAAAAAUACUACGUUACCCAGACGGCUGAGCGCCGCGUGUUUGCGCCGAUGCUGGGCCAGUGACGGCCCAGGACGGGGGGCGGUUCCCUGCGGCGCGCGCCGGCGGAGGCGGGACCUCCGACCAUUUGGAGAGCUGCGUCAUCUGUCUGUGCCGGCUGGGUCCUCCGGGGCGGUGGGCCGGCCCCCCCCCAACCCCCUCAUCCCCCUGCUCUGGGCAGGAGGCGGGCGGCUGAAUCCUGGAGCCGCCUCUCUGGCCCCGCUCUCUCUUCACGGUCCCGUGAUGGCGGCGUCGUGGUUGGGCCCGGCGCGGAUGCUUGUUACUUAUGAGGAUGUGGCCGUGACUUUUACCCAGGAGGAGUGGGGGCAGCUGGACCCCGCCCAGAGGACCCUGUACCAGGAGGUGAUGCUGGAGACCUGCGGGCUCCUGGUCUCUCUGGGAUGUCCUUUGCCCAAGCCAGAGCUGAUCCACCCACUGGAGGACAGCCCAGAGUUACAGACGUGGAAGAGAGGCCUCUCCCCAAACUCCUGCCCAGCUGGGGGGUCUGGGAAGUCCAGGAUCGAGGUUCUGGCAGACCUGGUGUCUGGUGCGGACCUGCUCCUUGGCGUGCAGGUGGCAGCCUUCUCCUUCUGUCCUCACCUGGCAGAGAAAAGAAGCAAGCUCCUUCGUAUCUUCUCUGGUGACAACACAACACCUGACACCACAGAGCCUGCCCCUCCUCACCUGGCCUUGUCUGAGGAAGUCUCACCCCAGGAACAACUGACUCAGCGAGCCUCAGGGAACUCCCUGUUGGGACAAACCAAAGAUCAGGUUGGGCCACUGGAAAUGCAGGAAGGCCACUUGAGACCAGGGAUGGACCCCCAGAGGGAGAAGCUCUCUGGGAAAAUGAGCCCUGAACAUGGUGGUUUAGGGACACAUGAUGGUCUGCACUCAAGGAUUGUUCAGCAGCGAGUAUUUCCAGGAGAUACUCUUUAUGAAUGUGACUCACGUGGACCAGUGAAAGGACCCUUGAUACACGAAGGGAAACACCUCUAUAAGUGUGAGGAAUGUGGGAAAAUUUUUAACAAGAAUUGCUUCCUUGUUCGACAUGAGCAGAUUCACUCUGGCGUGAAGCCCUAUGAAUGCACAGAGUGUGGGAAAACCUUUAUUAAGAGCACACACCUCCUCCAGCACCACAUGAUCCACACCGGGGAGAGGCCCUAUGAGUGCACGGAGUGCGGGAAGGCCUUCAACCGCAGGUCACACCUCACGAGACACCAGCGGAUUCACACUGGGGAGAAGCCCUACAAGUGCAGUGAGUGUGGAAAGGCCUUCACCCACCGCUCCAACUUUGUCUUACAUAACAGAAGCCACACUGGGGAAAAACCCUUUGUGUGCAAAGAAUGUGGGAAAGCCUUUCGAGAUAAGACAGGUUUCCUUCGACAUUACAUCAUCCACACGGGAGAGAAGCCCUUUGAGUGUGUGGAGUGUGGGAAAUCCUUCAACCGCAGGUCACAUCUCACCUGGCACCAGCAGAUUCAUCGUGGAGUGAGACCCUUUGAAUGCAACGAAUGUGGGAAAGGUUUUUGUGACAGCACGGACCUCAUCCAACACGAUGUCAUCCACACUGGCGAGAAGCCGUACAAGUGCCUUGAGUGCGGGAAGGCCUUCUACCGCAGGUCACACCUCAAGCAGCACCAGCGGAGUCAUACCGGGGAGAAGCCCUAUGUGUGCGGUGAAUGUGGAAAGGCCUUUACCCACUGCUCCACUUUUAUCUUACAUAAAAGAGCCCACACUGGAGAAAAACCCUAUGAAUGCAAAGAAUGUGGGAAAGCCUUUAGCAGUCGGUCAGACCUCAUUCGACACUUCAGCAUCCACACUGAAGAGAAGCCUUAUGAGUGCAUGGAGUGUGGGAAGGCCUUUAACCGUAGGUCAUACCUCACCAGACACCAGCGGAUUCACAGUGGAGAGAAGCCCUAUGAAUGCAUGGAAUGUGGCAAAGCCUUUUGCCAAAGGGCAAACCUCAUUCGACAUGCCAUCGUCCACACUGGAGAGAAGCCCUAUGUGUGCACUGAAUGCGGAAAGGCCUUUACCUACUGCUAUACUUUUAUCUUGCAUAAAAGGGCCCACAUUGGAGAAAAACCUUUUGAGUGCAAAGAAUGUGGCAAAGCUUUUAGCACUAGGAAAGACCUCAUUCGACACAUCAGCAUCCAUGCUGGAGAGAAGCCCUACGAGUGCAUGGAGUGUGGGAAGGCCUUUAACCGCAGGUCAGGCCUUACCAGGCACCAGCGAAUUCACAGUGGAGAGAAGCCCUAUGAAUGCCUUGAGUGUGGGAAAACCUUCUGCUGGAGCACAAGCCUCAUUCGACACUCUGUCAUCCACACUGGAGAGAAGCCCUAUGAGUGCAGUGAGUGUGGAAAGGCCUUCAGUCGCAGCUCAUCCCUCACUCAGCAUCAGAGGGUUCAUACUGGGAGAAACCGUGUCAGUGUGACAGAUGUGGGAAGAACCUUCACAAGUGGGCAAUCCUCAGUCAGUCUUCAAGAACUCCUACUGGGGAAAGGCUUUUUGCAUGUAACCACUGAGGAAAAUCUUUUGCCAGAGGAAACAUCUUACUCAGAAUCUGAUCAUUCAUACCAAAGAGAAACCUCUCAUUUUUCUUCCCCAUGAGAAAAGCUAUCGCAGGAUAUCAGUUGUCAUCUAAAGAGUCAUGUUAGAAAUGGCCUCAGCCUAGAAACUUACUCUGUAUCUGAAAAUUCACACAGGAGAGUGAUCCAAUCUUUAUUGUGCACUAGCAAAACCCUCAGCCACAUCUUUCUCCUUAGCUUACACUACAAAAUUAUUUCAGGGAUAUUUAUAAACAAAAGAGGAGGAGACGAGAAAAGAGAGAAAUGCAAACACAGCUUUCAGAUGUCCAUGAUGAGCCUGUGGCAGUUUGUCAUCCCUUCCUUAGUUUAUUUGAGGUUAGGGGAGUGUUGUUGCAGAGAUCAGAGGGCCUUGUUCCUUUUAUUUGUCUUGAAUAUACAUGCACUGCUGUCCAGUGUCAGGAGAGUUAGACAGUUGAGGGUAUGUCUGAAAAUACUUACUGAAAACCAGCUUUGUUCUACAAUAUUGUCUCUGUCCUUGAGUAGCAUAUGUCUUUAUGAGAAAUAUGAAGGCUUGACUUAUGAAAUACUUUCAUAUUUAAGGAGAUGAAGAUGUAUGUAUGAGUGGACCCAUUUUACUGCAUAUUUAAGACUGAUUUUUUUUUUUUUUUUUGCGGUAUGCGGGCCUCUCACUGUUGUGGCCUCUCCCGUUGCGGAGCACAGGCUCCGGAUGCGCAGGCCCAGCGGCCAUGGCUCACGGGCCCAGCCGCUCCGCGGCAUAUGGGAUCCUCCCAGACCGGGGCACGAACCCGUAUCCCCUGCAUCGGCAGGCGGACUCUCAACCACUGCGCCACCAGGGAGGCCCAAGACUGAUUUUUUGAGAACAUACUGUGUCGUGUCUUUAACCACCCAACACUCAUACUUAAUCUACUUGUUCUUUUUUUUUUUCUGUGGGGUGACGAUGACAGUGUAGCUGUGCGACCUUCCUAGAUGAAUCCCAGUUCUUCCCUCUGAUUCCUCCUUAGAGAGGUUUCUUCAGGUCCAUUUCAGUGACUUUCUAGAGAUCGAAUUAGAGCCAGAACAAAAUAAAACACAUAGCUAAAUUAAGCUAAAGGAUAAUGAUACAUGCAAAGAGGUAGUCUCAUUUUUAAUCUUACAAAAGAUUGUGUGAAGAGUCACUGUCAAGGAAAGUGACUAGAAUUCUAACAGAUGAAAUGAGCAUGUGUGGGUGCAGGUACAUGUGUGUUCCACAGUUGUUGCCAUUGGCUUAGUCCCAGUAUAAUGACUAAAUGACUAGUAUCUUUUGUCAGGGUAUUUUGAAAUUACUUCUUCGGAGUUCUUUUUUUUUUUUUUUUUUUUGAGCAACAUGUGAUAGUAUUCCUUCAUGUUAAGAAAUAUACUGUACAGAAAGACCUAAAAAUAAUCAUGCAUUCACUCUGAACCCCCCUCAGGGCCUUUCAAAUGACUGCAUGUCUAGUUUUGUAUUCCCAUUGAAGGCCAAGUCAUUUUUGUUGUGUUAAUCCAUGGUAGUAUCGUGAAGGCCCCUUCAUGCUGUUCAUGUCUUGUCUAAGAAGUCUUCAGCAAGUUCUAGGUCCUGAAUAUUUUCUCCUAAAAGUCUUACAGUUUUACCUUUUAUAUUUAAAUCUCUAGUCCAUGUUGAGUUAAUUUUUGUAUUACCAUGUGAAGUUUAGGUUGUGUUUUUUGCCUCGGGAUGUUCAGUUGUUCUGGUACCAUUUGUGGAAAAGACUGUCCUGCCUCUACUGAAGUGAACUUAGUAAAAAAUCAGUUGGGCAUAUUCAUUUUGGUCUAUUUCUGAGUUCUUUGUAUUAUCCCGUUGAUCUGGGUAUUUAAACCUCUGCUAAUACCACAUUAUCUUGAAUA